GUCCACUGAUCAUGUGACGAGGGCGGGCUGCGUCACAAAGCCGCCGUGAAGCUGCGUUGGGCGGCGCCAUUUACUCUUUUCCCCAUUCGUCUCAGCACCGGCACAUCCUCAGAUCCAGACCCACAGGUCAGAUAUGGCGGAAGGAGAACCUCAGGUCCAGUUUAAGCUGGUGCUGGUAGGUGAUGGAGGUACAGGGAAGACCACCUUUGUGAAAAGACAUUUAACAGGAGAGUUUGAGAAGAAAUAUGUGGCCACCUUGGGUGUGGAGGUACAUCCCCUGGUCUUCCACACCAACCGAGGGGCUAUCAAGUUCAACGUUUGGGACACAGCUGGACAGGAGAAGUUUGGAGGCCUCAGAGAUGGCUACUAUAUACAGGCUCAGUGUGCCAUCAUCAUGUUCGAUGUGACUUCACGGGUCACCUACAAGAAUGUGCCCAACUGGCACCGUGACCUGGUGCGUGUCUGCGAGAACAUUCCCAUCGUACUUUGCGGAAACAAGGUGGACAUCAAGGACAGGAAGGUCAAGGCCAAGAGCAUCGUCUUCCACCGCAAAAAGAACCUGCAGUACUAUGACAUCUCCGCCAAGAGCAACUACAACUUCGAGAAGCCCUUCCUGUGGCUGGCAAGGAAGUUGAUUGGUGACCCCAACCUCGAGUUUGUUGCCAUGCCAGCGCUUGCCCCCCCUGAGGUGGCCAUGGACCCCUCACUCGCUGCACAGUACGAGCACGAUCUCAAGGUGGCAUCUGAAACGGCACUCCCAGAUGAAGAUGACGACCUCUAACCUGUGACCUCGCAACCUCUGUAUGUGGCAGGAGUGACCACAGAUUCUGUGGUUGACCUUUAACCUUUUACUGUACAACCCCAUUGCCGAUUGUUUUUUUGUUUAUUAUUUGUUUUUGAACGUAUGAUGUCCUGUUGAAGAGAUGCUAUGUGCACGUGUGAUGCAUUGUGAGACGGACACACAUUUGCAACAAAGGACUCGGUAUCAGUUUACUGAAAUACAGAAGCUGAAUGGACACACUUAGUGUCUGAAUUAAAUCUGUCUGAAUAUG
Molecule: messenger RNA, 1052 nt
Organism: Brienomyrus brachyistius
Lineage: Eukaryota; Metazoa; Chordata; Actinopteri; Osteoglossiformes; Mormyridae
Product: GTP-binding nuclear protein Ran
Exons: 7
Coding region: 134-781 (215 amino acids)
Biological process (GO): ribosomal subunit export from nucleus; protein import into nucleus
Cellular component (GO): nucleus; cytoplasm
Molecular function (GO): GTPase activity; GTP binding
Source: RefSeq, a predicted model, not a curated record